Leptinotarsa decemlineata (Colorado potato beetle) is the source of this 582-nucleotide messenger RNA. RefSeq lists its product as uncharacterized. Lineage: Eukaryota; Metazoa; Arthropoda; Insecta; Coleoptera; Chrysomelidae. The record is from RefSeq and is a predicted model, not a curated record.
AUGAGUCCGUCGCACCACCAGCAGGCCAAUUCGGUGGAGAGGCGGGUGCAGGAAAUCAAGAAGAUGCUCCGCGCCGCCCUCAUAGACAAGCCGGAAGCUGAGUGGGAGCGGCAUAUACCGGUAAUAGUGUUUCACUUACGAACACGGGUGAACGCGUCUACGGAAAUGACUCCUAGUGAACUGCUGCUGGGAUAUGAAAUUCCCAAGCCCGGAGAAUGGGCUACUCCUGCGCAGCACUCACGAAGGACUAAUAACCAGAAUCGGCAGGCUAGGAUAGAAAGAGCCAAUCAGAUGGCCGAGCGUUACAGAGAAAGGAUUUUUCCGAAUCGCGACGAACAGCCAAAGGCGAAUUUCCGGCCAGGAGACUGGGUACUUUGCCGAAAUUCAGAGUUAAUCAGGAAAAAUUUCGGCCAGACCUGGUCAGUCCCUUCUCGAGUGAUCCGGAAAUUGGGGGUAAAUACGUACAUCGUGAACCGUGGCGGUCAAGAUCGCACGAUACAUAUUAAUGACUUGCGGUUAGCGCCUCCUCCGAGACCGGGCCAGGAUCAUCUAGAUCCGAGGCAUCCGGAAUUAGAUCCCUAG